Acytostelium subglobosum LB1 is the source of this 759-nucleotide messenger RNA. RefSeq lists its product as hypothetical. Gene Ontology annotation, biological process: protein O-linked glycosylation via mannose; GPI anchor biosynthetic process. The transcript is spliced from 5 exons. Bases 1 to 759 code for a protein of 252 amino acids. The record is from RefSeq and is a predicted model, not a curated record. Gene Ontology annotation, cellular component: endoplasmic reticulum membrane. Lineage: Eukaryota; Evosea; Eumycetozoa; Acytosteliales; Acytosteliaceae. Gene Ontology annotation, molecular function: dolichyl-phosphate beta-D-mannosyltransferase activity.
AUGUCACAGAGAAAGACUACCUCAUCAUCAAGCGGUUCUUCCGCCGAUGACAAGUACACAAUCAUUCUCCCAACAUACAAUGAAUCGGAGAAUCUACCAAUCAUCCUCUGGCUGAUUGACACAGAGUUGAAGAAGGAGUUCAUCAACUAUGAGGUCAUCAUUGUUGAAGAUAACAGUCCAGAUGGAACAUUGCAGAUUGCACAGCAGUUGCAAAAGAUCAUUGGUGAGGAUAAGAUCAAGAUCCUGUCAAGACCAGGAAAGAUGGGUUUGGGCUCAGCCUACAUGGACGGAAUGAAGAUGGCCACAGGCAAUUGGAUCAUCUUAAUGGAUGCUGAUCUGUCACAUCAUCCAAAGUUCAUCCCUCAAUUCAUCCAGAAACAAAAGAAAUACAACACAGAGAUCGUCACUGGAACUAGAUACGCGUCGGGAGGAGGUGUCUAUGGUUGGAACUUCUACAGGAAGCUGACGAGUCGUGUGGCCAACUACAUUGCCUCUGUACUGCUGACACCAGGUGUCUCUGAUCUCACCGGAUCAUUCAGAUUGUAUAGAAAGGACGUGUUGGAGAAGCUCAUUUCUGUAAAUAAGUCAAAGGGAUAUGUCUUCCAGAUGGAGAUGAUGGUCCGCGCUAAUCAAUUCAACUACAAGAUUGGAGAGGUUCCAAUCACAUUCGUCGACAGAAUCUAUGGUGUGUCCAACUUGGACUCUGGCGAGAUUGUUAGCUACCUCAAGGGUGUCAUGAACCUGUUCUUCAGUAUCUAA